Histoplasma mississippiense is the source of this 198-nucleotide messenger RNA. RefSeq lists its product as hypothetical. The transcript has 2 exons. The coding region runs from base 1 to 198 and encodes 65 amino acids. The record is from RefSeq and is a predicted model, not a curated record. NCBI's taxonomy places the organism in Eukaryota, Fungi, Ascomycota, Eurotiomycetes, Onygenales, Ajellomycetaceae.
AUGGUGAAAUCUGGUGACGGUUUGACCACCGUUAUCCUUAAAUAUCAUGAGCCCCCUGAAGCUCGGAAACCGCCCGCAAAGGACCCCUGGCGCCUCUACGUAUUUAAGGGGGAGGACCUACUUGAGACGAUACAGUUGAUACGAGAGAAUAUGUUCUCAUGCUGCCGCCAUCUGGAUGAUGAGUACUUCUUGCUUUGA